AUGUCUAGCGUCUACGUCUCAGAAAAGGAGCUACCUGCCUCUGCCGUCCUACAUAUCGCCUUCUCACCACAUCAGAGGAACAUGCUGGCGGUCGCUUCUUCAGCAGGUCAUCUCUUCUUCUACGACCUUGCCCUCAAAACGAGCGAAGGUCCGCGGCUUGUUACUCGAGCUCAUAAGAUGAUCUGCCGGCAGGACUUGUUGGUCCUCUACCUGGCUUGGCACCCUACUAAAGCCGAUACAGUCGCCGUGACGUUGUCAGAUGGCAGGGUAUGCUUGUGCACGAGCACCGUUGCCAGCAGAAAUCGUCUUUGGCUUCAUCAUGGAAGCGAGGUGAGUACCUUCAGGACCGCUAAGCAUACGCUUGAACCAUGGGUACUGGCGUUUAUGGACGGAGCGAAUGGUGAGCAGGGGGGCAGGGUAUUGUCUGGAGGCGAUGACAUGGUGAUGCAACUGUCCCAAGUUGUUACUAAAGACGACAAGGAGGUUGGAGAGACGUUGUGGCGGGAUAGCAGAGUGCAUCAGGCGGGUGUCACGGCUUUGUUGCCUUUGGGUACGGAUCUGGUGCUGACGGGGAGUUACGAUGAUCAUAUUCGGCUCGUAUCAACACCGACAUCUGGGAGACGUGUUGCACUUGCUGAAUUGGAUCUCGAUGGCGGUGUUUGGCGACUCCAAGUUUUGCAAGACACUGCCGAUACUGAUGCAGACGCCGAUGCGGACGCUUCUAUGACCGUGCCAUCAGGUGAAAUCAUUAGCAGAAUCAUCACCAUCCUUGCAAGCUGCAUGCACGCCGGAACGAGGAUCGUAAGGCUGACCCGACAGCGUCCUCAAGACAAUAGCACCGAUGAUGAUCAGUGGCUGUUCGAGGUCGUGGGGAAGUUCGAAGAGCAUGAGAGUAUGAACUAUGGCAGUGAUGUACAACCUACUGCUGAGGAAAGCAGUGUUAAGACCAUUGUGAGUACGAGUUUCUAUGAUAGGAAACUUUGCUUGUGGCGCUAUGACCUGAAGGACGCAGUCUUAGGGUGA
Molecule: messenger RNA, 1023 nt
Organism: Recurvomyces mirabilis
Lineage: Eukaryota; Fungi; Ascomycota; Dothideomycetes; Mycosphaerellales; Teratosphaeriaceae
Exons: 2
Coding region: 1-1023 (340 amino acids)
Biological process (GO): protein histidyl modification to diphthamide
Cellular component (GO): cytoplasm
Molecular function (GO): protein binding; diphthine methylesterase activity
Source: RefSeq, a predicted model, not a curated record